This is a messenger RNA of Alosa sapidissima (American shad), 6291 nucleotides long. It is a transcript of the gene rad54l2, whose product is annotated as RAD54 like 2. Gene Ontology annotation, cellular component: nucleus. The record is from RefSeq and is a predicted model, not a curated record. Lineage: Eukaryota; Metazoa; Chordata; Actinopteri; Clupeiformes; Clupeidae. The transcript has 22 exons. The coding region runs from base 196 to 4677 and encodes 1493 amino acids. Gene Ontology annotation, molecular function: ATP binding; ATP-dependent chromatin remodeler activity; ATP hydrolysis activity.
GUGUGACAUGUGUGCAGGGGACAUUUCUCCCUGAUGCCCCUCGAGAAGAAAAAAAAAACUGAAGGAAAUUAGUGCUUAUUUAAAAAUUGACUAAUGAUCAAGAUAUAAUAAGCUUACUCUUCAAAGGGAGUGCAAAAGUGCAGGUUAACCAUGGGACGAUGCACAGGUAAUGCUCUGUGAGCUCCGCGGAACGCCAUGUCUGAAGAGGCAAUCUCAGGCAGCGACCUGGAGCCUGGCCUCAACAGCGAAGAGGAAGAUAUGGAGGAAGAAGAAGAGGAGGAGGAUGAAGAGGGGGAGGAGGAAGAGGAUAUGAAUAAUGAUGAGGAAGAUGAGAAUGAUGGGGACGAUGAGGAAGAUUCAGCUGAGCGGCCUGGCAGUGCCAAAGUUGAAGAUGACCACGCUGGGCAGAGGGACGCCCUGGACACCCCUCCACCUACCUCACCCUACAGGGGCUCCCCCUCCAGCGCUCCCGGUCAGUCCCCGUCUCGGCCGUCUUCCAGGGCGGCGUCCCAGCCCUCGUCACAGUCCACGUCGCGGCCCUCCUCUCGCCAGGCGUCCCGCCCGCCCUCGGCCUCGAGCUCCCAGGCCCCCUCCAGCCCAGAGAGCCGCUCAGGCACCCCGGUGCCCGGUGGCACCAAGAAGAGAGCUUCCAAGCCUGUGCACAUGAGACGCAACAUCAGGAAGCUGCUGAAGGAGCACCAGCUGGAGGCUGUGACGCAGGCCGCUCAGCAGGAGGAGCUAGAGAGGCGGCGGCGCCUGGAGCAGCAGAGGAAGGACUUCCCCAUGGCGGCAGCGCCCUCCGAGCCCCCCAAUGACAGUGUGUCUCAGAACAGUGAAGCCCCAAGACCAGCGUCUGCCGCCCGAGGGGAGGUCAUCUGUCUGGACAGCAGUGGAGAUGAGGGCGAAGUGCCACCUCCGGCACCAUCUCUGCCUCCGCCUCUCCCCAUUCUCCUCCCCAAGCCUAGAGAUGACGUGAUUGAGUUGAGCUCAGGCGACGAUGACGCCCUGCAGAUCAGCAGUGACUCGGAUGACGAGGACAAGGAUGACCGCUCGGGGACCCCAGGCGCGGACGAGAGCAGCGGUGCCCACGUGAACGACGCACACAACCAGCCCGACCCCCAGGGCCGCGUGCUGGUCAACAUGAACCACCCGCCCGAGGAGGCGGACCUUUACCUGGCACCUCAGCUGGCGCGCGCUGUCAAACCCCACCAGAUUGGUGGGAUCCGGUUUCUGUAUGAUAACCUGGUGGAGUCUCUGGAGCGCUACAAGGGCAGCAGUGGCUUCGGCUGCAUCCUGGCGCAUAGCAUGGGCCUGGGCAAGACCCUGCAGGUCAUCUCCUUCAUCGACAUCCUGCUGCGCCACACCGGAGCCCACACUGUGCUCGCCAUCGUGCCUGUGAACACACUACAGAACUGGAUGGCAGAGUUUAACCUCUGGCUUCCGACUCCAGAGAGCCUGACCCCUGACAACGACGAAAGCUACAUCGCCCCGCGCCCCUUCCGAGUACACAUCCUCAAUGACGAGCACAAAACCACCGCUGCUCGGGCAAAGGUGGUGGAGGAAUGGAGUCGUGACGGAGGUGUGUUGCUCAUGGGCUACGAGAUGUACCGCCUGCUGUCCCUCAAGAAGAGCUUUGUGACGGGACGCAAGAGGAAGUCCAAGAAGCCCACUGGGCCCGUCAUCAUUGACCUGGACGAAGAGGACCGGCAGCAGGAGCUGCUCAAAAGCAUUGAGAAGGCCCUGUCCCGGCCGGGGCCUGAUGUGGUGAUCUGCGAUGAGGGCCACCGCAUCAAGAACUGCCACGCCAGCACAUCGCAGGCGCUGAAGAACAUCCGUUCACGGCGGCGCGUGGUUCUGACAGGCUACCCGCUGCAGAACAACCUGACCGAGUACUGGUGCAUGGUGGACUUUGUCCGGCCCGACUUCCUGGGCACGCGGCAGGAGUUCAGCAACAUGUUUGAGCGGCCUAUUCUGAACGGGCAGUGCAUGGACAGCACGCCACAGGACGUCCGGCUCAUGCGCUACCGCAGCCAUGUGCUCCACAGCCUGUUGGAGGGCUUUGUGCAAAGGCGAGGCCAUGAUGUGCUGAGGACCCAGCUGCCAGAUAAAGAGGAGCAUGUGAUCCUGGUGCGCCUGGGCCCCCUGCAGAGGGCGCUCUACACGGAGUUCAUGAGGCGCUUCAGGGACGCGGGCAACAGCGGCUGGCUGGGCCUCAACCCCCUAAAGGCCUUUUGCGUCUGCUGCAAGAUAUGGAACCAUCCAGAUGUUUUGUAUGAAGCUCUACAGAAGGAGAGCCUUGCUAAUGAGCAGGACCUGGACUUGGAUGACCUCACUUCCCCUGGUAACGCCCGCUGUGCUGCCCCUGGCAUAAAGGGCAAGUCCGGUGACUCUGCCCAAGGCAAAGGGAACUUGCCCGUACUGGGUGUGAACCCUAUACAGGAGAGGGCGAAUCAGGUCGUCACCUAUGAAUGGGCAAAGGACAUCAUGACGCAUUACCAGCCAGGUAUUCUGGAAAACUCUGCAAAGAUGGUGCUGCUCUUCCAUUUGAUUGACGAGUGUGUAAGCAGAGGAGACAAGAUUCUGGUCUUCAGUCAGAGCUUGUCUACACUCACUGUCAUUGAGGACUUCCUGUCUAAGAGACUGAUGCCAGCGUCCAGAAUUAGGCCUGACAGUUCCACUCAGAACUGGGUCCGCAAUGUCAACUAUUACCGACUGGAUGGAAGCACCUCCACUUCAGAGAGGGAGAGACUCAUCAACCAGUUCAAUGACCCAACAAACGACAUGGCUUGGGUUUUCCUCCUCUCCACUAGAGCGGGCUGUCUGGGAGUGAACCUAAUUGGGGCGAACCGCGUGGUGGUCUUCGACGCUUCCUGGAACCCCUGCCACGACGCACAGGCUGUGUGCCGAGUGUAUCGCUACGGGCAACACAAGCCUUGCCAUAUCUACCGUCUGGUGUGCGACUUCACCCUGGAAAAGAAGAUAUACGACCGACAGGUCUCCAAACAGGGCAUGUCUGACCGUGUAGUGGACGACCUGAACCCCGUGCUCAACUUCACCCGGCGCGAGGUGGAGUCUCUGCUCCAUUUUGUGGAGGAGGAGCCUGACUCCACCCAGAGCAUUCUUCAGCAGGAAGAAGACAUGGAGACGGUCAUCAGAGACACUUGUCUGCGCUUCCCACAGUACAUCACCAAGCCCCCCUUCCAGCAUGAGUCCCUGCUGAUGGACCGGAAGGACAUGAAGCUGACCAAGGCGGAGAAGCGCGCGGCCAAGAAGAGUUACGAGGACGAGAAGCGUGCGUCCGUGGCCUACUCGCGGCCCUCCUACGCACACUACUACCCCACCAGCGGCCAGACCCUCAGCAACAUCCCAGCCUUCAGUCAACACAACUGGCGCCCCACGAUUCGCUCGGAUGAGAAGCCGGUGGCGAGUGUGCGGCCAGUUCAGUCCACGCCGAUACCCAUGAUGCCUCGGCAGGUCUCGCUCGGAAUUCCCGGCUCCAGCUCAGGGGUCAACUUCCCUGUCAACUACCUGCAGAAGGCCGGCGUGUACGUACAACGAAUCAUCACGACCACCGACAUUGUGAUCCCGGGGGCCAACAGCACUACUGACGUGCAGGCCAGAAUUGGUGCUGGAGAGAGCAUUCACAUCAUCAAAGGCUCCAAAGGUACCUACAUCAGGACCAGUGAUGGUCGCAUCUUCGCCAUCCGCUCCUCGGGGAAGAGCAGGACUUCAGAGGACGUCUCCAGCACGUCCAGAGCUUCCCAGGGUGCCUCGCUGCGUUCUGUGAGUAAUGGCGGAAAGCAGCCCUCCCCGUCUCCCCCAGACAGCCCCGAGAUUCUGCGCGAACUCCAUCGCUACGAGGAGACUGUCGCCAUGGGAGGUGAACUGUCCCCCGCAGACAGGGGGGAGACGUCUGGUGAUGUCCGGCAGCAACAGGGACAGCAGCAGCAGCAGCAGCAGCAGCAUGGGCAGACAGCAGAUGCCUACAGCCGGCCGGACGAAGGAGACUUGCGCGGCAACAAGAGGAAGUGGUUCCAAAGACAGCACGGGGGCAAGCGCUCCCUGGGGGCGUCCGAGUUUCCCAGCUUCCCCAUGAGUGGCGGUGGUGGAGCCAGCUCUGUGACCUUCCCCUCCAUGGGGCUCAACCCCCAGCUUCUGGGGACGCUAGGUCACAUGUCCCACCCGCUGCUGGGGGGCGGCGCGGAGAGCAGGUCCCAGUUCGGAGACGCACUGGGCGACCUGCACUCCAUGUUCCCCCCUCUGCCCUCGGCGUCCUCAGGGCCUGACGCCGUGGGCCUGGGCGCCACAGGAAACGGACCUCUGCCCAGUUCCUCGGCCUUGGCCUCCACCUCGUCCUCCUCCUCCUCUUCCUCCUCCGCCCUGCCGUCCACCUCCUUGCCUCCCUUCCUGCUCAACCCCAGCAUGGCUAGCAUGCUGUCCGGCAGCUUCUCUCUGCCGUACAGCCAGUCGCUCUUCCCCAGCUCCAGCUCGCUCAUGCCCACCGCCAGCUCCUCCUCAUCCUCCGCCACCCCCGGCUUCCUGUCCCACUACCCCUCGCCCACCUCCACUCUCCUGGGAGCCGCCCUGGCCAGGCAGGACCCCCCGCACCCUGGCAUGGGGGCCGAGAACGGGGGCAGCAGCUCGGACGACGAUGUCAUUGAAGUAAUGGGUCAGUGAAUCCAAUCCAGUAGAAAUAAUUGGACACACACACACACAUGCACACAUAAAGUAUAUAAACCCAACUGGGGACCAGCAAGACAAGGAACACUGAAAUGCACACAGACUCCUUCAUCCAAAUGCUGACCAAGGAGGUCAGCAGAUACUGGGGGCGGCGGUUUAAGGGUUGAAGAAAUUCUACACACUCUAAGGGACCAGUUGUUAACCUACUAAGGGUUUUUUUCCACGUAGCCCUUUCUUCCAGCUCCUUCCCGUUCUGGUCUUCGACGGACUUUGAAAAACGCGCUGCCCCCGGCGACCACCUGCUACGGUGGUCCACCAAGCCCAUAUCCGUGUUUCUGAACCCUUAUUCUCUGACAUGACUUUAGCACCAUGAGUCAUUGGUGGGUAGGUACUGUAGCAUUGCCUGCUGAUAUGGAGAGUAAGGUAUGACAUCCAUUAUGUUUUUAUUCAUAUUUUGGAGUAAGUAAAAAGUGAGUGAGCGGUAUAAGACUCAUGUGGUAUCAUGGUCAAGUAUGUAAAAAUUGACUUGUUUAAAAAAUGCUUAAUCAAAGAAUGUACUUUCAUGUUAGCCUUUAUUGACAUUUCAGUUAGGGAUUAAUGUCCUGAUAACAUCUUUUGGUUUAAGCAUCAGCCUUAACUGGGACACUGUGUUCUGAUUUUGUAGUCUGCAGUUGUGUAGCAGCGAAUUCUGUCCCUCUUAAACUUAACUGACAUUACCAUGAAUGUCUAGACUGUUAUUAUUUCUUUGUACUGCUUGUUUUCAGGUGCUGAAGAUAUUGUGGGAAAUUCUUUUCCAGUCAAGUAAUGAUGCACUUCAUGCAAUCGUUAGGAAAUUAGCAGCUCCCCAACUUAGCACCCCAUCAUUAAGAGUCUGCCAGUUAAGUGAUUUCUCUUGUUACAUCAAGCCCCUCUCAUAAGCUGCUUUCCAUAAAAUAUACUCAGUAAUUCAGUACAAAUCAUUACAUUGACAUUCAAAACUUUUCUUAUCUACGUAUUGAUGCUAUUCGUUUUUAACACAUGACCAGUGACAGCAUGUUUUUUGGGUUGUCUCUGGGCAUGAAAAUACCCAAGUUAUUUAUUUAAAAUUGUGGAAAGUUAAUUAAUUUGUAUUUUUUAUUAUUUUUGUACGUUAUAGUCAGAUUUUGUUAAAGAUCCCUCUUUGUCUUAACAAGUCCAAGAGAUAUCAGCAACAAGGAGCUCCAUGACCAUUCAGAAACCCAACUACACUAGUAUGACGGCACAGAUGGCUAAUACAGUUUGUACGGAAUUAGUCCAUUCAAAACGGAAAUAGAUUUGGGUAACUCUGAAAGCAUCGUCACGUUUUCUGAGAUUUGUGCACUGUGUUUCGAGUGUAGGCAGUAAGCCACAUUGUGAUGCUGUCCGAGCUGUAUAGUGUGACCUUUUACUGGGCACUAGUGUCGUCUGAGUGUGCUCCUCUGUGGAAGCGAGUCUUAAGACCAGCAAUCUGUGAGUUGCCUCAUUUCGUCAUGCCACAGAGGAAGUGUGAGAGAGUGGAAGAGCCCGGGGUGAGUCAUGCCUCACUUGUUACUGCAAAGAGGAGACAUCCAAAACAAUGUUUUAACAGAAUAAAUCCUACUCUGCUGUAUUCAA